CGAGGACUGCCAAGUUGUGGCAAUGCGAUAGCUCUGGCUCAAGACCUGGAGCUGAUAUAACCCAGCGUUCCAAUUGCUCGCGGCCCGUCGUCCGAUGAACAUGCUCUUUACGAGGUAGCACCGCAGCCUCAUUCGGGCAUCGCAUCUGACAAGAUUUCGGGCAUUUUACGGACACCCUGAUCCACGACAACUUAGGAGUUAUUCCCACACCGUGUGUGAGCUCUGCGGCGAGUGAGCCGCGAUCGACCAAGAUGCCACCCAGUCCAGAUCCGGAGCCUCCGGGUUUCUCCACCUUGUCAUUCGGCAGCACCACGGGCCAAAUACCAGCUUCUCAAAGGAAAGAGAACAAAUGUCGCAAGUUUUUUCAACAGAUGCAACCAACCUUCUCGAUAGAUGUGCCGACCACGACAUUCACCAGACUUGAGUUCUUGGAUAACUUUGACCCCGCGAAAGAUAUAGUGGUCCGAAAGAAGGCCCGAGAAUGGGUGAACAAGAACCGAGAGGUCUCAAACCUGGCAGGAAAAGCAACGUCGAAGUCAAGGUUGAAGAACGCCGCACUAAAACUGGACGAAGAAGACCAGUCAAAGCAGCUGGUUCGGCGGAAAAGUGCUCCUCAAACACUUGUCAUCGCUUGCCCGAAAGCCGUUGGUGCGAGUUCGGUGGACCCCUUCGGUAUCCUACCUAACAUAGGCAGGGACUUUGAUCACAUCAUCAAAUACUUUCUGUCCGCCAAUUGCCCCGAGGAAGUCCCAUGCUCUGAUGACAAGUAUGCAGACAAGUCCAAGCAUGCUCUCAUACCGUUCCAGCAUGAAAAUACCAUUCUUGGCAACAUGGCGAAAAGCGAACUUACCUUCACUCUCUGGCUUUAUGCUACUGUCAUUAUCCGUGAUGGCCUGUCAGGAAACUUCCACACUGAAGAAGUAUACUGGUUUUACAACAGAUCUCUCAAAACGAUGCAGGAUACAUUGCAGAGGGAAACGGCUGCGGGUAAUUACACGGACCACCUGAUUAACGCUGUCGCCUGCAUCACAGCCGCUGCCGUAUUUUCUGGUAUGUUCGACACAGCUAUAGUGCAUCGUGAUGCGCUCAUCCGCCUUCUCACUCUCCGUGGCGAUGGCGAUGUCCGAGUAGGGUGCCAAUCGACAAGUUACUUUACCCGUAAAGCUUCACAGUGGAGUGAGAUCCUGGUUGCUGCACAACUCGCCGAAACCCCUAAACUUCCUCAUCAAACCCAAGGCUUGUCGCGCCUUCCCGUCCCGGAGGCCGUCAUCCUCACAACCGAUGCACUUACCGUCACAACACUCAGUAGCUUACCGCAGGUCUCUGAAGCAAUUGUCGAAGUCAUCCGCUACCUACACCAAAUCGCUGUCUCCUUUGCGUCCCCACCACCCGACAUCAAGAUUGAUGAUUACAUCAUACAACCAAUGUAUGACGCUCAACAUGCGCUCCUCAGGAUAUUGGCGGCGCAGAAGCUGCCCGAUAAUGGUUUCACCGAUGUGGAAGUACUGCUUGCUGAAGCUUUCCAGCUGUACUUCUGGACAGGAACCAGAGACUUGUCACCGCAAACCAAGCUGUGCGAGCUCUUUGUAUCUCGCGUCAUGAAGGCACUCCUCCCACUGCUGCUCGAAGCAAGCACAGAGCUGUCUUUCACAGCGGGAUACCAAAUGGCUGCUGCCGCAGGAGCAAAGGACAACAGCGCUCAGAAAGGACCAGAAGCCAAAGACCAUUUCUACCGCUUCCUCCGUCAUACACGAGAGGCCAACAACGCUAUCACAUGGGCACUAGCUCUCGGCACUUUGGUCACUGCACCACUGUUGGCGCCUGAACACCACUGGUUCAAGGAUCACUUCCAAUUGCAGCUUCGCGCGAUGGCGCUACAUCAAGACCAAAGUCGUUGGCUCGCAUUCCUCGGCCUGUUCCCCACCACGGAUGGCUUCAGCAAUCCGUGUAUAGAUCUGAAAAUUGCUUGGCGAGAAUAUGGUGUUUGAAGUGCUUGGAGCAAAAUUCAUAGUCUUCCGACGUCGGCAUCUUCUGCUGGUCGACCAUGUUUUGGAGCACUUCCUCUCAAAUUUGCUUCCGCGAAGCCGGGGAUACUGUUGUUUGGUCGAACCGUUGACUGC
Messenger RNA from Didymella exigua CBS 183.55, 2120 nucleotides. RefSeq lists its product as uncharacterized. The coding region runs from base 252 to 1988 and encodes 578 amino acids. The transcript is spliced from 5 exons. The record is from RefSeq and is a predicted model, not a curated record. NCBI's taxonomy places the organism in Eukaryota, Fungi, Ascomycota, Dothideomycetes, Pleosporales, Didymellaceae.